CAUUUUGGGCGUUUUCGUUCUCUUCUUUUAUUUUUUAUUCCCAUCACACCCUUGACCCUGUUGUAAAGAUAAAACCACUUUUUUCACUCCAACAUUUCUGCAUAUCUCGGAUAAAAAGAAAGUCAAACAAAGCACAAACUCGUCAGCACAACUCGCUGAGUCGACUCACCUAGUCACCGAGAAGAUGAAUCGCCUGGUGACGAACUCGUCCAUGUUGAUGAUGAUCAGAGCAUCCUCUUCGGCGCUUUCUCACUCCUCCGUUAAUGGAAGCCGUCGUAUUCUCAUCGGCGGUGGUUUUAUUUCGCCGGAGGUUCAGCGUUGGAGCUUCGCGACGCCAGAGUGGCGCCGGAGUAUGUCGUCAUCGCCGACGCCGUCGAAGGAGAAAGCGGUUGAGGAGAGAGAAAAUACGAAGGUAGAUAAGAUGGAGAAGAAGAAGGAUGAUCUUCCGUUGGUUUCUAGCUACUGGUCGGUUCCCAGGCAUGAAAUUACGAAGGAGGAUGGUAGCAAAUGGGCGUGGAAUUGUUUUAUGCCAUGGGAGACUUAUGAGGCAGACUUGUCAAUUGAUCUGAAAAAACAUCAUGUACCAAAGACAUUUGUGGACAAAGUUGCCUUCAGGACAGUGAAACUCCUGAGAAUUCCUACUGAUAUUUUCUUCAAGAGGCGGUAUGGUUGCCGUGCAAUGAUGCUUGAAACAGUGGCUGCUGUUCCUGGUAUGGUUGGUGGGCUGCUUCUGCAUUUAAGGUCUCUACGUAGGUUUGAGCAGAGUGGUGGAUGGAUCAAAGCAUUGCUUGAAGAAGCUGAGAAUGAGAGGAUGCACCUGAUGACACUGGUGGAGCUUGUACAGCCCAAAUGGUACGAGAGGGCUUUGGUUCUUGCUGUGCAGGGAGUUUUCUUUAACUGCUAUUUUGUACUCUAUUUGGUUUCCCCUAAGCUGGCACACAGAGUGGUUGGUUACUUGGAGGAAGAGGCAAUCCAUUCAUACACAGAGUUUCUCAAAGACAUAGACAGUGGUGCGAUUGAAAAUGUGCGCGCUCCUGCUAUUGCCAUUGACUACUGGAGGCUACCAAAGGAUGCCACUCUGAAGGAUGUUAUAACUGUUAUCCGUGCUGAUGAAGCUCACCAUCGUGAUGUCAACCACUUUGCCUCUGAUGUCCAUUUCCAGGGCAGGCAACUGAAAGAAGCACCAGCUCCUGUCGGUUAUCAUUAGAUCGAUCCAUUUUGAACAGUCUGUGUUUUAUUUUCACGUCUUCUAGGUUGGAUAUGCAUAUUGCUACGUAUAUAAGCUCCUGAAAGGUACAGGCGCAUAAAUCUUUGCAAAGCUUCUGAAAUACUGUAAGAAGUGAUUACUUAUAGAAUAUUAAAAUAGAAGAAGUCUCAUUUUAAUAUGUUGGCAAGUUGAUCUGUUUGUUUGUAUGAUACUCUUGCUACUCCUGUGAUUUAUACAAAUACAGGCACGUCAAUUCUUUUUUGAGUA
Molecule: messenger RNA, 1474 nt
Organism: Spinacia oleracea (spinach)
Lineage: Eukaryota; Viridiplantae; Streptophyta; Magnoliopsida; Caryophyllales; Amaranthaceae
Product: ubiquinol oxidase, mitochondrial
Exons: 4
Coding region: 185-1207 (340 amino acids)
Biological process (GO): alternative respiration
Cellular component (GO): mitochondrion
Molecular function (GO): alternative oxidase activity
Source: RefSeq, a predicted model, not a curated record